CUCUUCAUUGCUUACAACUAAUAUUAUAUAUAGUUAAUGAUAUCUUGACCUUUGUUUCAUAUAGAACAAAAGGUAAAUGAUACAGAAUGACAUUGCACAACAAGCAAAAAAAUAUUAUGUUGCACAAAAGAGCAAGGAAAAUAAUGCCCCUGAUGAUGACAAUAGGCUGCGAGCCUCCAGAGAAUUUACUGAAACACACAAUGCCAGGGCUUCACAUUUUCAAGAUACUGUUAGCUUGGACAAAAACAAGAAUACUAAUACCUACAAGGUUGCAGACUUGGAAACACCUUCAUUUUGCUCAAAUCGUGAAGGUUCUCAUUACCAGGGAAAUAAUACCUCAAAAAGAGCCUAUGCAGCCAAGCAUGCUACUAAACAACAGCAUGGGACAAGCUCUAGAUUACCAACCAAUUCAAUGGCGGCCGGCACUGCAGUGUUUUUGAAGAGCUUGAAAAGUCAAAGUAAAAAAGUUGCCGUUGCUACUGUCCAAAGUUGUGAUCCAACACAGAAACUUGAUGGUGUGGACAUAGGAAAUCAAUUUUUGUUAGUUCGUGUCAGUAUUAUUAUAGCAGAUGAUGAAGUAUUGGUACGGCCAUAUAAAAACUACAAGUUUAUGGGUGAUGCACUAGGAGCCCAUAUUGCUUGGCCUGCAACUUUGAUUGAAAAGGCAAAUUGGUGAUACUGUUGAUGACGAGCUGGAUGCAAGGUGGAGAGUGCCGGCAAUUUCAGAGACUAACAAAUUUAGUAGUUAACCCAUAGGAAAUGUUGUUUAUGUUGAAUUUCUAUCAUGAAACCUAUUUGGAUAUUGUAAUCUAUGUAAUGCAAUGAAUCAUUUGUU
Phragmites australis (common reed) is the source of this 835-nucleotide messenger RNA. RefSeq lists its product as uncharacterized. The coding region runs from base 77 to 676 and encodes 199 amino acids. The record is from RefSeq and is a predicted model, not a curated record. The transcript has 8 exons. Lineage: Eukaryota; Viridiplantae; Streptophyta; Magnoliopsida; Poales; Poaceae.